Molecule: messenger RNA, 3583 nt
Organism: Condylostylus longicornis
Lineage: Eukaryota; Metazoa; Arthropoda; Insecta; Diptera; Dolichopodidae
Product: MATH and LRR domain-containing protein PFE0570w
Exons: 11
Coding region: 217-3201 (994 amino acids)
Biological process (GO): chromatin remodeling
Cellular component (GO): nucleus; nucleoplasm; nucleolus
Molecular function (GO): RNA binding; chromatin binding; zinc ion binding
Source: RefSeq, a predicted model, not a curated record
UGGUUAAUUAUUCUUCAUUUUUUAUUUAAUUUUAUUUUAUAUAUAUUUUUUGAAAUUCUUUGGCAUUCGUAUAAUGAUCAUGUAUAUGCAUUUUGGACAAUUAAGUUAAAAAAAUAUUUUUAAAAAGGACAAAAAUAAAAGGAAAAUUUUUGAAAUGGUUUAAAAAUUGUUUUAUUUGGAGAACAAUAGAAACCACUGACAAAAAAAAAAAAUAAGAUGGAUGGUAGUUUACUGUGCCGUAUUUGCAUAGCUGCUGAUACUGAUGUCAUCAUGAUUUCAAUUUUCGGUGAAGAUGGAUUAUAUCAAAAAAUCAAAAGUUUUGCCAGCGUUGAAAUUGAAGAGGGUGACAGUCUUCCGCAGCAAAUAUGUAUGAUGUGUGCAAGGAAUGUAUUAAACGCAUGUUCGUUUAAAAGAAAGUGUGAAGAGUCUGAUCGUAUUUAUCGUAACCAACUGUUGCAUAAACCAUCAGUUAAGCCAAUUAUUGACAGUUCGAGUAAAAUAUCGGAAGUUAAACAAACAAAUAAAGAGGUCAUUGAUCUUGAUGAAUCUGACUCGGAUGACGAUGACGAUGAUGAGAAUGAUUCGGACGAGGAUGAUGAUGAUGAUGAAGACGAUGAUGGAACAGACAGUCAUGCUGCAGAAGUAAAAUUUACUGAUGAAAUCGAUAAAAUUGACUUAAGCAACCCAAAAUAUUCUGAACAGAACGAUGAUGAUCACAUGGAUAUUCGGAAUGAAUGGAACUCGCAAAGCCAGAACACAACAGAUGACGAUCAGUUACCGUUAAUACCAGAAAUAGAAUUGAUAACUCCAAAUGAAGAAGUUAAAGUUGCUGAUAGUCAUAUUCAAGGAUACCAAUGCAGUAUUUGUUUCCAGAUUUUUAACAUGAGAGCAACACUCAAUCAUCACAUUAAGACAUUCCAUCCAGAAUCCAGUCCCAGUUUUGAAUGUUUCAAUUGUAGGAAACAAUAUUUGUCGAAGCGAUUUCUGGAGAAACAUAUUCGCCGGGGACGCUGUGUUCGCAAAAGGAAAAACACAACGCGGCCAAUGCGUUGCUCUGGUUGUAAUGUCAUUUUUCCAACCGGCCAUCAUCUAGGAUGGCACAAGCGUACGGGUUGUCCGUCUAAAAUGUCGCCGGAAGAUCAAAAACGAAUGAAUGUUACGCAUGUCAACAAUUUAAUGUAUCGUGAGAACGUCCUUAAAAAGAUGUAUAACUUUAAUAAAUUUCGUAAACCAAAACAAAAAGGACGUAGUCGUAUUAAAUUAGAUGCACUGACAAUAUCAUAUGCAAAGCAAUUAAUUGCCCAAGAUGCUACAACAAGUAAAAUGGCCCAAGAACUAAAUAUAUCGCGAACUUUUGCAUGGCGUCUUCGUAAAAGCUUAAUUAGUGGGACAAAUUUACAUUCGCAAAAUGGUAAUAUAAAUCUUAAUGAUAUUGAAAAGCAAACCGUCCCUGUUCCUUCUGAUAAUAAGCAAAAUAAUGAUAAUCAACUAUCGCAACAACAACAACAACAAAAAAUUGAGAACGAUAGCUAUCUUGAACGUAUCGCAAACAAUAAUAGUCUGGAAAUGACCAUGAUUACAAACUCGUCUUUACUAUCAGCAUCAACAAAAGAGUUGUUAAAAAAUACACAAUUAAGUGAAGAACAAAUUCAAAUGAUUAAAGACAACAACUUCAGUAUUCCGCAAAAUAGCGAAAUUAGAUUCAUUCCAAUAAUACCUAAAUCACAUGAACCCCAAAAUAUUCAAAUCAAAAAUAAUAAAAUUUCAAACAAUAUUGAAAUGGACUCGCAACAAAUGCAAACGCAAAUGCCUAAAAUAAGUGUUGUAAGUGAAAAAGUAUUAAAAGGUCAAAACGAUAUCGACUCCCUCCAGAAGCGAAUACAAAAUGUAGCCUCUCAACAAUUUGUUAUGAAAGAUGACGAUCAAGAUCUUGACGACAGCGAUGAUGAUGACGAUGAUGAUGACGAUGACAGUGACGAUGUUCAAAUUGAUGAAAACUAUCAUGGACCUCAGCCUGGUUGUAGUAACAAUGUUGACAAUGUGAAUAAAAUGUUGUUUAAAAUGUUGGAGUCUAAAAUGUUUGAUCCAAAAAUGUUGGAUCCGAAAAAUUUGAACAAGUUGUUGGCAAAAAUGCCUGCUGCAGGAAUAAACAAUUUGGAUAAUGAAGAUUCUCAAAUGUUUGAUCCAAAAAUGGCACUUCAACAAUCUCUACAACAAUAUUCAGGUGGACGGAAUAGCAAAAAACCACGAAAGCAGAAUGUAUUCCUAGAUGAAGAUAAAUACGAAAGAGCUAAAAUUUUAGUUGCAAAUCAUGCAACAACAUUGGAAAUAGCCCGUGCACUAGAUGUAUCACAAAUGAGUGCAUGGAAGUUAAGAGAUUCUAUAUUGAAGGGUAUACCGUUACAGUUUCGGAAAUCUACAUCAACACAUAUACCACAAAUACUACAAGUGUCACAAGUUCAGCAACAAUCACUGCAACAACAGAAACUUCAGCAACUUCAACAACAGCAAUCGCAACAGCAAACGCAACCGCAGCAACAACAAUUGCAACAACAGCAGCAAACACAACAACAAAUACAACAACAACUGCAGCAACAACAACAGCAACCGCAACAACAAAAGACACAGCAACAACUACAACAAUUGCCACAGCAAGAAGUUCAAAUAAAAAUAGAAGAUUCCCAGCAAACACAACAAGUUCAACUUCAAGCUCAAUCUAGUAACAAUAUAAGUAACAUAAUUCCAUUAGCAACGAUAACUACAACGCCUAUUACAAUAACACCGACAACCGUAACCACAACACCUGUAGCAACAACAUUAACAUCACCAUCAUCAUCAACAGCAUCAUUAAAUCUUUUACAAAAUGGUAUUAAAUUAGGUGGCAGGGGUCGUGUUAAAGCUAGUGUUAAAAUUGAACGUGAUAAACAAAUAACUGAAAUAAUAUUAGAUUUCUUACGUGUAGAUCCUAGCAUUCAAUAUUGGAAAAUAACAGAAAAAUUAGCAGAAAAAGGUUUUAUAAUAUCAACAUCAUCAAUAUGUCAAAAAUUGAAAGCACUUGGAUUUCAUCGAAGAUCAAAAGGUACUACCACAAAACAAGAAUCACCAGAUAAUAAUCUUAAUAAAACAUCAAAUACAAGUGAUGACAAUAGUGGCAGUGAUUUAUUUGGUGCACAUUUUUUAGGUAGCACAUUUUCGGAUUGAAAAAAAAAAAAUGAACAAAAAAUUAUAAUAUAAAUUUCGAAAAAAAAAGGAAAAAUAAAAUUACAUUUGAAAAGAAAAAAAAAAAUUAAAAAAAAUAUUCAGAAAUAUUUUUAAGUAUAAAUCAAAAUUUUUUUAAAUUUUUUGUAUCAGAUUUUAGUUAUAUUUGUAUUAUUUUAUUUGGUGGAAAGAAGUUUCGUAGAAAAAAAAAAACAAAAACUAAAAAAAAAAAAAAUUGAUAAACUCUAUUAUUAUCAAAAAUAAUUUACAUAUUUUUUUUUAUGUAUCUUACUGUCCAUUUUAUUUUUUAAUUUAGAAUAUUAAAAUAAAAAUAAAAAAAAAAAUAUAAUUUAAUAAUUUAAUUACGAAAAGAGAUGCUUCUUAU